Messenger RNA from Rattus norvegicus (Norway rat), 1353 nucleotides. NCBI's taxonomy places the organism in Eukaryota, Metazoa, Chordata, Mammalia, Rodentia, Muridae. The record is from RefSeq and is a predicted model, not a curated record.
CCUCAGGCCUGUGCUUCCUGGGAGUGUUUUUGUUUUUUUUGUUUUGUUUUGUUUUGUUUUUUUCAGUUGAGGAGCUGAGUGCGGGAGGGUGCAGCUGUGACGGUGUUCACCCCUCAGUUGGCCGAAAACCUCUGAGUGCUUACCAAAAGAAGAAGGAAUCUUAGGGAAGUCAUGACAGUACCAAUGGACGAGUCCUUAAUACUUUUUGACUUUGAUGAUGAAGAAGAUGAUACAAAUGUUUUGGAGAAGGCUCUUUCUGAAGAAAAGAGCGUAGCAUGUGACAAGGAUGAGAAUAAGUCACCUCCUAUAGAAGCAGACGAAGAUAUGGGGGAUGAAAUACACAGUAUGUUGCAUAAAUUUGGAGAAAACGUAAGUUUCUCAGUGAAAAGGCAGAAUUUUCAAGGUUCUCUAGAGACACCAAUGGAGAUCUGCUACCUAUCAAGUGAUGAAGAGAAAGACGGGAGUACUUCAGAAAAGGAGGUUUUUGAAGAAAGGACUCCAUUAACUCAAGAUGAUGGGAAUGCAAAUCCUGAAGAAAUAGUUGGAGAUACACAAUCUCAAAUACAAAAUAUUCUUGGAAAAUUUGAAGGUGACAUUAACAAGACUCUUCAUGUAAAGAGAAAACACAUGGAAACUUAUAUCAAAGAUUCUUUCAAACGCAGUAACCAAAAAUUAGAACAAGUUUGGAAAAUGAACAAACGGGAAAGGAAGAAGAUCAACAGCAAAUUUUGUAAGCAGUAUAUAACUACAUUUCAGAAGUUCGAUAUGGAUGUACAGAAAUUCAAUGAAGAACAAGAAAAAUCAGCUAAUAAUUAUCAAAAACAACAAAAAGCAUUUAAACUGUCAAAAAGUAGCCAGAACCAGUCCCUGCAAGCAGUUAGAGAAGUGCAUGAGAAAUUCAUGAAGGGUUUGAUGGACUUGGAGACCAACAACCAUGAUAUGCUUUUUGGUAUAGACGGCGAACUGAGAAAAGAAAUGUCUAUGUUUAAAAAAAACCUCAUGAAGCAGACUCUGAAGUUCUCUUCUGCUUUUGAAACUUCUGACUAAUGAAAGCUUGUAUAUUUUCACUCGCUGCUUCAUUUGUAACUAAAAUUUUUGUUAACUUUGUCUCCUUCCCUGGAACAUCAGCAGGGAGUGAUUGCAAAUGUUUGAAAGACUCUUUAAUCCUUGUUACUCUGAUGAUUCUGAAAAGGAAGCUGAACCUGAGUGAUGGGGAUGUAAUUACAGGGUUAGCUGGGAGGUAAACCUUUAGAAUCAAAAUAGAAAGGUCCUUUUGAACAUCUUCAGUCAUUUUCUUGUUUAAGUGUAAGAGCCUCUUUAUAUUAACUUCCAAAUAAAAUCUAAAUGACUACU